This is a messenger RNA of Fusarium pseudograminearum CS3096, 1266 nucleotides long. RefSeq lists its product as uncharacterized. The record is from RefSeq and is a predicted model, not a curated record. Lineage: Eukaryota; Fungi; Ascomycota; Sordariomycetes; Hypocreales; Nectriaceae. The transcript has a single exon. Bases 1 to 1266 code for a protein of 421 amino acids.
AUGGAUAUCCGAACUAUGUACGAUACCAAAGGGUACGAGCUCAGUGUCGCGUGCCACAUCCUCGAAUGUCGCUACCCAACCGUUACCAAGGACAAUGCCCGCUCUGCACUUGAUUGUCUGAUAGUUGUACUUCGCUGCAUCUACAGUAAUUUCAUGUUUGAGCAUGGCGGUGCUUGUCACUGGAUCGGUGCGGCCGAGAAAAAGAACCACAUCUUGCGACAUGCUUGGUCUCCGUUCGGGCCAGAGAGAUCAGACGUCAGGGAGGAUGCCAGAGACAGAGAGCAGGUGCUCAAGUUGAUAUCUGGUUGUGAUUCCUCCUUUGAAUCGCUCUGCAACUCUGAGCUCAUGAACGAGGCCUUCUGGUCCCAAAAUGAGUUCCUACUUUUCGAGGGCCUCCUUGGUGCCACGGACGCUAAAUAUGUCGAGGCCUCUCCAACACAAUUUGCAAACCAGUGUUUGUUGAAGCUCGACCUUCUUACCGAUCCAACCAGCACUAUGGAGGGGGUCAUCAAAGAAUCAUUUGGGCGUAUUCCCUUCUGUCAUCAGUGGGUCUGGUCGAGACCAAGUCGUCCAUGGAUCAUCAGAGUCAUGUAUACACCCAAUGUGAUCAUGUCUCGACGUCUUGGCAUCAACGACCUUCGAACUCUUCGAAUUCCUAUCUGGAAGCAGCGCGAAAGUGCGGAAACCGCCUGCUGGGAUGAGAUUGGUAAGUCCGAGUACUUCUUGAUGGCAGUUGUUCGUCUCAGGGACGAUCGACAUACGCAAGAUUAUGUCCGAACCUACAACGAGUUUGGUGCGAACAUCGUUGCUGAGAAUCCGUCUGACACAUUUGUCAACAACUCUUGGUCUCUCAACGACGACGGGGGCAAAUACAUGCUCUUUUACGGACUCGAUGUGUGCCCUGGCCUCGAUGAUCGUACGAGGUUUCCCGAGGUUGCGCGUCCAUUAUUCCCCGAUGAGGAUGUGGACUUGAUAGAAUUGUCUAUAAAGGACUCGUUGAAAUGCAAGACUUCUUCAGACAAACCUCAGAUGCCUCGACAAGAGCCGUCUGUACACACUGGAUCUCCAAAGCAAGGUGUCCCUCCCGGAUCAACCCAGCCCACAGAGUCUUCAAGUGGACCUCCUUCUACAAACCCUUCCAAGUCAGCCAGAAGACGCCAGAGGAAACGGGAAUGGAGAGAGCAGGCGAGACCUAGCCAGACUUCGACUGGCUCCAAGCCUGAUGCAUCUGAGAUUUCACGGGAUAGUCGCCGCAGCCCGAACUAG